AUGGAAGAUCAAGUUGGAUAUGGAUGUCAGCAAAGGACGAUUAAAAAGCAUGAACCCACCACUACGGGAAAGGUGUGGGCUUUCCAUCCAAAUUCGCCUACCCCGAACCUUAAAAAAUAUAAGCUUCCGCACAUUACAGUGAGCAAUGGAAUCGUGUGGCCUAUUGAAGAUCAUACCAGACUGUAUUGCACGGAUGGUAUGAAAAAUAGAAUUCUGUCGUUCACUUAUAAUGUGGAAGAAAAGACGGUUACUGAGUACGCUGGUGUCGCCUUUGAUUUGGAUGCAUGGAUUUUAAGCCUGGAACGUCCUCUCUACGAAGGCCAUGCCAUGCUGGGUCGUAUGACAAUUGAUAACAAUGGUCUGCUAUGGGUGCCUCUUUAUGGAGGUUCACAUGUCCUUCAAAUUGACCCACACACAAGAAAAGUGCAGCAAGCUAUUCGCAUAGGUGCACCAAUAGUCAGCGCAUGCGUUUUCGGAGGUAAGGAUCUAGAUAUUUUAUACGUAUCAACACUGGCAUAUGGUGCUGAUGCAGCUACAGCGGGUGAUCAAGGUGGUACGAUUUACGCCGUUAGUGGCCUUGGCGGCGUGAAAGGACAUGAGGCAUGGUCAUUCUUGAUGCUUCCGGGAUUUCUGCACGCAUAUAAAUGA
Belonocnema kinseyi is the source of this 648-nucleotide messenger RNA. RefSeq names its product regucalcin-like. Gene Ontology annotation, molecular function: calcium ion binding; gluconolactonase activity. The record is from RefSeq and is a predicted model, not a curated record. Gene Ontology annotation, biological process: L-ascorbic acid biosynthetic process. Lineage: Eukaryota; Metazoa; Arthropoda; Insecta; Hymenoptera; Cynipidae. The transcript is spliced from 4 exons. Bases 1 to 648 code for a protein of 215 amino acids.